AUGAUGAAUGGUGAAAUUCCUAGUGUUCCUAUCAUAACAUUGGCAGGAGUAACAAGUCUUACAGAUUGCAGGCAAACUCGCCAAAGUAUAUCACAACAGCAAAGAUCUUCUAGUUACACCCAACCACAACAGCAGCAGCAACAACAACAACAGCAGCAGCAGCAACAACAACAACAACAGCAGCAGCAACAACAACCACAACGACGUCAACAACAACAACAACAGCAGCAGCAGCAACAACAACAACAGCAGCCACAACACCAACAACAACAGCCUAUGUCACUUUAUCAUACACCACGUUAUCCUUAUCAUAACACUCAAAACAGCACUUCACCAAGAUGUCCGCAGCAAAGUAGCCCAAGGUAUCCAAAUAUUCAAUAUUCACAGCACGCCAACUUUUAUCCAUCAACAAGAUACCAUCACCAACAGAGGUACCAACAUUUUGCUCAAAAUCAAGGACAUGAACAAUAUACAGGCUCUCCAGCCCAGGCUGCAGUGGCAGAACCCUUGAUCAACAUCGAUGUGUCUCCCACGCCUGAGUCAGCUGGGUCAGCAUAUCCUAGUCGACGACGGUCAACCGCUUCCAAUAACAACAAUAGUAAAACACAGGCAACAAACCUCUCCACUGAUUCUGGUGAUAAAAGAAAUUCCAAUCGGACUGGAACUUUGAACAAAAAUAUGGAGUUGCCUCACCGAAGAGCGGGAGGUGACCAAAAAUCUCCUGAAGUAAUUGGCAGGCGUGGCAGACACCAGCAACAGACUCCACAGUUAACCCCUCAGCAGUACCAGCAGCAGCAGUUGACACAACAGCAACAGCAACAGCAGCAGCUUUUACUGCAACAACAAUAUCAACAACAGCAACUACAACAAUUGCAGCAACAGCAGCAGCACCAUCGACAGCGGCAACGAGCACAGCACCACCAGCAACUUCCUAUGCCACCCCUACCACCACCUCCACCACCACAACACCAAAGACGUCAUAUGCAACCACAGCCAAUGGAUGAUGAAAUUGAAGAAAUUUCCUUUGGAAAAGCAGUGGAGUUGUUGGUGGCCAGAAACUCUCGACCAAUUGUAGUUUUAGAGCCACUGGACCCUGAGACAUUGCAAUCCAUUGCCAUAGGGGGAAGAAUUAAAACCGACUGUGAUAUUUUGAGAAGACAGUUACAGGGCUGUAAAAGAAGAUAUUCUGGUGAUAGUGGGGAUGAUGAUAAUGAUGAUGAUCCCUAUUCUCGGAAAAAAAGGAGGAGAAGAAACAAAAGGUUCCAUCAAAGAACACUUUCUCUUGAUGAACUCUUGGAAAGUCCAACUUUCAAAAAAUUUGCAUCAUCUAUUGAAUAUGUCUUUGAUACAGCAGAAGAUGUGGAUUUUGGAUCACUCGACCCAAAUGAUGAUGAUGUUGAAUGUCCGCCCGAGUCAUUGAUCUCUAAGCAGGUUAUGUCUGAAAUCUGUAGUGAGGCAGCAAAGCUGAAAUCCAUGGGUGUGUUCAAUCAGAUUCCUGCAGAUAAGCUUGUGAGGUUACUGACCAUUUUGCAAUGGAAUGUACGUGAUGGCAUCAAAUUGACACCAAAUAUUAACAAGGAAGAUGAUGACGAUGAUGAUGAUGAGGAACAAGUUCUUUGGCGAGAAAUCACCAUGGAGCGUGUGAUGAGGAGCAUGGAUGCCUCUUUGACUGCAGUCUACAUCAUGACUGCAACUGAAAUGCCAAAGCAAGUGUUUUUGGAAGAUGUCAUUGAAAGGAUUAUAUUGUUUGCCAAGUGGCAGCUUCAGAACACUGUCUAUCCAGAAUUUGACCCUGUCUACAGAAUAGAUCCUCAUAACAAAGAUGGUUAUCAUGGUAGUGUUAAAGCAAAAAGGAACAGGUCACAUAUAGUGAAGAACAAAUCAACUAUUCUCCUAUAUAAUAAGCUUUGUGAACUUGUUGAAGCCUUAGGAAUACUACUGAAUAUUCAGGAACUCACAGAUACUGUCAUCCUCCAGGUCUCUACAUUGGGAGUGUCACCAUUUUUUGUUGAAGGCAUCAGUGAAAUGCAAUUAAAUGCAAUGAAAUUGGUCACAAUUAUUUUUUCAAAAUAUGACAAGCAUAGGCAGCUAAUACUUGAGGAUAUUUUUGCAUCUUUAGCCAGAUUACCAUCCAGUAAACGAAAUCUUCGACAUUACAGGUUAAAUGCAGAAGAAUCAAUUCAGAUGGUCACAGCUCUUGCAUUACAGUUGAUUCAAUGCGUUGUCAAAGUUCCUAAGCCAAAGCCCAUAAUUCAUGAUUUAACUGGUGAAGAGAAACCACCAGAAAAAAACUCCAAGGGGAAGACGGACAACGAUGUGCUAAUUGUGACAUCAUAUGAAACAGCCAUGAGGACUGGAUAUAAUUUUUUAUCAGUUUUUUUGAAAAAGUGUACAGCAAAGGGUGAAGAUGAUUAUAGGCCACUAUUUGAAAAUUUUGUUCAAGAUUUACUUUCAACAGUCAACAAACCCGAAUGGCCAGCUUCAGAGUUACUGCUAAGUCUUUUGGGGAGAAUUCUUGUUCAACAGUUUAGUAACAAAUCUACAGAUAUGUCAUUACGAGUUGCUUCCCUUGAAUACCUUGGAAUUGUUGCUGCCAGACUAAGAAAAGAUGCUGUAUCUAGUCACAUGGACCAGGAAACAAUAAAUGACAUUGUAGAUAAGGCGAUCAAUUCUCGAACAGAAAGGAAAGAUUCUACCAUGGCUAAUAUAGAUGAUGAGUGCAGACAGACUGAAUGCCUCCAAAAAGCAUUGUUAGAUUAUCUUGCAGAAAAUGGGCAAAGUGAACCUGCUUUACUAUUUUCACGGUCAUUCUACAUAGCCCAGUGGUAUAGGGAUACGGAUAUGGAAGCUGAGAAGGCUUCGAAGAAAGGAGCUCGGGCAGAGAAGGAUGGUGAUGUUGAAGAAGUGGACAGAAUUACAGAUUUAAUCACAAAUUCAGAGAAAAAGAAAAAGUUUUUACUUUCAAUGGUACCAGUGAAUCACAAGCCUCUGGGCUCUAUGAGAACAUCUCAGAAUAUUCUCAGUUACCAAGAAGCUUGUUUAGCAGCCCGGUAUUUGAGUUCAAAGAGACCAUUUGCUUUGAGUUUUGACAUUUACUUAACUCAGAUUUUGCGUGUACUUAGUGAAACAGCUGUUGCUGUACGAACAAAAGCCAUGAAAUGUUUGUCUGCCGUUGUAGAAGCAGAUCCAGGAAUUCUUGCCAGGGAUGAUAUGCAAAGGGGUGUCCAUGGUAGAUUUCUGGAUCAGUCAACUUCAGUACGUGAGGCAGCCGUUGAACUUGUUGGUAAAUUCAUAUUGAUCCGUCCAGAACUCAUCCCCAAGUAUUAUGACAUGUUAUGUGACAGAAUAUUGGACACUGGUAUCAGUGUACGCAAAAGAGUGAUCAAGAUUUUCAAAGACAUUUGCUUGGAGCAGCCUGAUUUCCCCAAAAUUCCAGAGAUGUGUGUGAAAAUGAUUCGUCGAGUGAAUGAUGAAGAAGGAAUAAAGAAAUUGGUCAAUGAAGUGUUCCAGACUAUGUGGUUUACUCCCCUCCGAGAAAAGAAUUCUGAAAACAAAUUAUUACGACGAGUCGUGAAUAUUACAGAAGUGGUUUCUGCCUGUAAAGAUUCUGGAAUUGAAUUCUUUGAGCAGAUGUUAGAAAAUUUGUUGAGAGAAGAUGAAGAGGGAAAAAUUAACAAAAGUGCACUUCAAGCUUGUCGACAAAUAGUCAAUUGCCUUGUGGAAAAUGUCUUGACUCUGGAGGAGAAAUCAGUUGGAACAGAAGAUGGGUCAGAAAGUAGCAGUCAACAUUUAGUAGCAUGCCUAUCUACCUUGUACAUGUUCAGUAAGAUAAAACCUGACUUAGCUGUGCAACAUGCAAUAACCUUGCAGCCUUACCUGGACAUUAAGUGCAAUACUGUAGGAGACACAAUGGUUCUUCAUAAUGUUGCUCGCAUAUUGGAACUGAUUGUACCUCUGAUGGAGCACCCAAGUGAAUCCUUCCUGGUCCAGUUAGAGGAAGACAUGAUGAAAUUAAUUCUUAAACAUGGCAUGAUGGUGCUGCAAAGUUGUGUGAGUUGCUUGGGUGCUGUUGUGAACAAUGUCAGUCACAAUUACAGGCUGGUCAAGGAUUGCUUUCAAAAAUUCUUUGGUGUUCUAUCUCGGUUGAUGGCUGACCACAAAAGGAACCCUGAUAACCCAACCCUCCUUAGCAGACGACCUACCCUUUUACGGGCAUUAUUCACUGUUGGCUUAUUAUGCAGACACUUUGAUUUUGACUCAAAAGACAUGGGAGAAACAAAGGUUUCAAUUAAAGAUAGAGUAUUUGACGUCCUUUCUUAUUUUAUUGCUCAUGAAGAUGAAGAUGUGAGGAUCAAAGCUUUAACUGGUCUGGGAUUCAUGUGUAUACGACACUAUGAAUAUAUGUUGGGGAGAACUUUGAAAGAACUCUAUUACUAUUUGCUGACGGACUAUAAUGCAUCUACAAAAUUAAAAAUUCAAGCCUUGAAGAAUCUGCAUGGCUACCUUGUGGAAGAAGAAGUCAAAAUGAUUCAAGCUGAUGCUGAAUGGAGAAAGCAGUGUAAAGCAGAGGAUUUAAGGGAUAUGGGUGAUGUACAGUCAGGAAUGGCAAGUACGAUUAUACAGGUGUACCUCAAACAGAUUCUUGAAUCUUUCAUUUGUUCCAACUCUCAAGUACGAGGAGCUGCAUUAGGUGUCAUUCAUCUUGUGCUUCGACAAGGCCUCAUUCAUCCUGUACAGUGUGUACCAUACCUAAUAACUAUGGGAACAGAAAGUGAUUCAUCGGUCAGAGUUAAAGCAGACCAACAGCUACAAGAAAUAGAUAAGAAAUAUCCUGGUUUCAUUCAUAUGAAGGCUCUCCAAGGAAUUAAGAUGUCCUAUAGAUUACAGAGUAUCAUUCAAGACCCAUCAGAGCCUGUUCGUGGCCUUAGAAACAUGGAUAAUUCCUUUCAAAGUUUAAACGCAUUCCUUUAUACUGUUCUUAGAGGGAACAGAUCACACAGAAGAGCACUUCUUACUUCCUUGUUGAAUUUGUUUGAUGAUUCUGCUAGAGUGUCGUUAGAAGAACUUCUGUAUGUAGCUGAUAACCUGGCCUUUUUUCCUUACCAAACCCAAGAUGAACCUUUAUUUAUCAUUCAUCAAAUAGACAUCAUUGUAUCAGUCUCAGGAUCAAAUUUGUUACAGUCUUUCAAAGAGGGGAUCUUUAUGAAAAAUACUGGCAACCAAAAUGAUGUGGAGAAUGAAAGGAAAGAGAAUUUUGAUGAUGAGGAAGAAGAGGAUAUUGAUAUCUUAACAGAGAAGCUGUCAGAAAAUAUUGAACCCUUACAAGAAAUCUGUAGGAUCUCCCAGGGUUGUAUUUUACUAUUGGUGUUGAAGCAGCAUUUAAAAGAUUUAUAUGGCUUCACUGAUACCAAAAUCUACCGGUAUUCACCAACAGAAGCAGCUAAAGUCUAUGACAAAGUUUUGUCAAGAAAAUUUAAUGUUGAAUUCACACCAACAUCCACAAUUGAGUUAUUAAAGAAGGGGCCACCUAAAAGUGAUGACCAAGAAGCAAGAAAAAAACUUGUUGAAGAAUAUUUGGAUUUCAAGCAUUUAAUGUUGAGUAUCGAUCCUCCAGAUGACAAUGAUUCAGAUGAUAACAAGAGUACCGGUAGAGCCUCACCAACUCCUAAAAAACAAGGAGAGGAAGGAACUGAUAAAUCUAUAGAAAUUGUGGAUAAAGAUGGAAGUGAUGCUGUCAAAUCAAAGUCUUCUCACACACCUCAUCAAACCACAAGAGCCCAUAAGUAUGCUGUAUUGUUGGAAAAGAAGAAGAGAGUGCGAAUGACACCGAAACCAAAGCCAACUCCUCCACCAAAGAAGAAAGUGACAAAGAAGAAACGUAAGCGAAGAAUGAGUGACAGUGAAGAGGACAGUGACAGUGAGGAUGACCCUGAUUUUGUGGCUUGA
This is a messenger RNA of Acanthosepion pharaonis, 5946 nucleotides long. NCBI's taxonomy places the organism in Eukaryota, Metazoa, Mollusca, Cephalopoda, Sepiida, Sepiidae. The record is from the annotation of a GenBank genome assembly.